AUGGCGGCGGCCUCGGAAGACUGCCCAAGUGGGGCCGAGGAGGGCGGACGGCUGGCGGAGGAGUCCAAGGCGGAAGGGAACGGGCUGUUCAAAGACCACCACUUCGCCCAGGCUGUGGAGGCCUACAGUCGGGCGAUCGACUUGAGCCCUGACAACGCGAUCUACUACGCGAAUAGGGCUGCUGCUCACAUACGGCUUGAGAACUAUGGAUCAGCUCUCGAGGAUGCCACAAAGGCAAUGGAAAUCGACCCCAAAUACAUCAAGGCAUACUACCGAAGGGGGGAUGCGAACUUUGCUCUGGGGAAGUUCAAGGAGGCACUCAAGGAUUUGAAGAAGGCUGCAGAAGUGGCACCUAGAGAUCCUGCUCUGAGGAAAAAAUUGCUAGAAUGCUCAAAGGAGGUGAAGCGAAUCAGAUUUGAAGAGGCGCUUGCUGUUGAGCAUGAUCAAGAGCCUCCCAGAUCUGAGACGCUUGAUCUGGACACCAUGACAGUGGAAGAGUCAUACAAGGGCCCAAGGAUGGACUGCAGCAAAGAUGGAAAAUACAUGAUCACUGUGGAGUUUGUCAAGGAUAUGAUGGAAGAAUUCAAGGAACAGCGUCUGGUUCACAAACGUUUCGCAUUUGAGAUUAUCCUCAUGGCACAAAAGAUUUUUAAGAGCAAGGAAAAUGUGGUGCACGUCGAUGUUCCCCAAGACUCGCACAUCACAGUGUGUGGGGACGUUCAUGGGCAGUACUAUGACCUGCUCAACAUCUUUGACAUUAAUGGACUUCCAUCAGAAGAGAAUCCAUACCUCUUUAAUGGCGAUUUUGUCGAUCGAGGUUCUUUCUCAGUGGAAGUUAUCUUGGCUUUGCUUGCCUUCAAAUGCUUGUAUCCCAACCACUUCCACCUCACACGGGGCAACCACGAAUCCAGAGCGAUGAACAAGAUGUAUGGCUUCGACGGAGAGGUGAAACACAAGUACAAUGGCACCAUGGCAGAGAUCUUUCGCGAGACAUUCUGUUGGAUGCCCCUUGCUUUUGUCCUUGGGGGAAAAGUCCUUGUGCUGCAUGGAGGGCUCUUCACACAGGACGGCGUCACUCUUGAGGACAUCAAUAAACUUGACAGAAACAGGGAACCUCCUGAUGACGGGAUUAUGUGUGAGAUCCUCUGGAGCGACCCGCACCCACUGCCAGGCAGAAGGGCCAGCCAACGUGGCGUUGGUGUUGCAUUUGGUCCUGAUGUCACGAAAGCCUUCCUGGACAACAACAAACUGGACCUCGUCGUCCGAAGCCACGAAGUGAAGGAGGAAGGUUACGAGAUAGCCCAUGAUGGGCGCUUGAUCACCAUAUUCAGUGCACCCAAUUACUGCGAUUCGAUGGGGAACAAGGCUGCCUUCGUCAAGUUCAACGGCAGCGACAUGGUGCCCCACUUCACCCAGUUUUCGGCGGUGCCUCACCCCAGUGUGCGCCCUAUGGCGUAUGCGAACUCCUUCCUCUCUGGGCUAGGAGGCUGA
This is a messenger RNA of Ostreobium quekettii, 1491 nucleotides long. Lineage: Eukaryota; Viridiplantae; Chlorophyta; Ulvophyceae; Bryopsidales; Ostreobiaceae. The record is from the annotation of a GenBank genome assembly.